Molecule: messenger RNA, 2050 nt
Organism: Hevea brasiliensis (rubber tree)
Lineage: Eukaryota; Viridiplantae; Streptophyta; Magnoliopsida; Malpighiales; Euphorbiaceae
Exons: 13
Coding region: 263-1807 (514 amino acids)
Molecular function (GO): protein binding
Source: RefSeq, a predicted model, not a curated record
CUGUUUCCACUCGGCUCAAUAACAGCAGCCAAACAUGCCCUUAAUUGUGAGUGCAGUUUUGGAUGCUUAAUUAAUUUGGAGCGGCAGAACUGGAGCCGACGUACUGCCACCGUCACAGUCAAUUAGGUAGCAGGCUCUGACACUUGUAACACGAUUCCCACCUCUACCGUUCCUGUACUCUUCUUUCGUGGUCUGGGCUUUCUCACUAGGGAGGACGAAACAAAUAUCACCAGAGUUUUUCAUUUGUUGUUUGGCAAAUAUCAUGCCCAAAGAACUUCCGGGUUUUUAUUAUGAUGCGGAGAAGAACAGGUAUUUUCCUCUCAAAGGCCCAAUUCCGGGUUCUUCUCGUGCCUCUUCAUCUACCACCAAUACUCAAAAUCCAGCUAUAAAGCCGACCCAGGCAAUCAACUUUUGUAGGAAGACUAGAAUAAGAAUUUCUAAGCUGCUUCACGGUAGGGAGUUGAAUGGUAACAUAAUUGAUUUCAAUAAAGGGAAAUGUAGCUUCAUGGAGGAACUCCUAAAGAUACAAGCAUCACAACCCAUGGUUUGGAAAUAUCAGGGAACUGAAAAGAUAAGUGAUGGUGCUUUGGACCAGAUGCAUAUAGAUAUACACACACCCCAGGGUCAAACUGAAAUUGAUGUUUUGGUAACAGGCGGUGUAAAUGGCUCCUUGAGUCUUUUUGAGGUUGGAAAAUUUGGACAACAUUUUGAUAGUGGGGAAAAAUGCAUUCCGGAUCUUGUUAGGCCUGUAGUUGAAGAAAACAAGGCAGAGUGUAGCAAAGCCCCUGGACAUAUUUGGCGACCUGAAGGAGCUUCACUGCAAAUGUCGUCAAAUAUAUCUUGCAUAAAACUGUUUGGAAAGCACCCUUCUUAUGCUGUUGAUGACUGUUUCAGCAUCCAGCAUGCCUUACUAACCACUCUUGGAUCUGAGACAUCUGGUGGAUCUGUUUUUAUUCUUAACCUUGUUGAGCCUUUGGAUCUUUAUUCAAGUACUUCUAUAAGGAGAAUGAUACGUGAGGUUGCUUCUUUCAAUUGCACAAUUUGGACUGCAGAUUGCAACCACAAUGCAACUCUAGCAGCGAUUGGAACCAAUCUUGGAGCUGCUUUGGUCAAUUCAGAAACAGGAACAACAACAUGGACGUGUAGAAGUAAAAGUGAUGUUUUAGCUCAACAGCUUGAUCAGUCGGGUAAUAUUGUUUUGUGUGGAUUAAGAAAUGGAGCAAUUGUGACAGUUGAUGUUCGUGAAAAAAGAGAAGGGUUUUCUGCUAGGCUAAUCAGACAUAAAAUAUCUCAUUCACCUUUGGGCAGAUUUCAUCAAAAUUCUAGUAAACAGUGGUUUGAGCUCAGAGGAAACAUCUAUCCUUCCUACACCCUGUAUAUGCCUUCAUCCAUAUGCUGUUUGGUAUCACUUCAAUCGUAUGAGCAGUACUUCUUGGCCAGCUCUAUGGAUGGAUCGAUUAAGCUUUAUGAUCAUCGCAUGACUAAGAGAGGUGCUGUACAAUCUUAUGAUGGGCAUGUGAACUCUCAUUCUCGUAUACAGCUUGGUGUUGACCAGUCUGAGAGAUUUCUUAUGGCAGGUGGAGAGGAUUGCAACUUACGGCUCUGGAGCAUAAAGUCUGGUGAACUACUAUGCGAGGAAAAAUUUUGCAAUUCAGUCCUCCCAACUGUGAGCUGGCAAAGAGCUGAGGCAUAUGUCAAGAUACCGGAUGAAAAUAGAAGCUAUGAAGAGUGCCUAUCUGGGCAGAAACAUAGUUGGGGGGCAUGGUGUGGAUCACAGGAAGGACUAUUCUAUGCGCAUUGGUCAUGAGUCGGCAAUUGUUCUAAAAUGAGCAUUUACUGGUCAAUAAAACGUAAGAUAGGUAGUGGACUUGUGCAAUGCAAGAGAUUCAUGCCAAUGUGCUGGCAUGUGAAUUUUGUUGAUAUAGGCAAUUAAGUAGAUAUCAGUAACAUUCUUAUUUUGGUUUUGAAGUUUUAUAUGCAUAUAUAUAAGCCUUUCCUUCGUGGCCUUUAAGUAGUACUUUUAAAGGUCACAAUAAAUCUAGUUAAGUAA